This is a messenger RNA of Phytophthora nicotianae INRA-310, 3495 nucleotides long. RefSeq lists its product as hypothetical. NCBI's taxonomy places the organism in Eukaryota, Oomycota, Peronosporomycetes, Peronosporales, Peronosporaceae. The coding region runs from base 279 to 2750 and encodes 823 amino acids. The transcript has 6 exons. Gene Ontology annotation, molecular function: hydrolase activity. The record is from RefSeq and is a predicted model, not a curated record.
UCAACCUUUGGUAUCAUUCUUCGCCAUACAUCGCUGCAGCGGAGCGAUGCGGUGGCCUUUGGAGCCCGAGUCCACGAAGGCGGAGGACCAGCUGGUGUGAGCCACCGCUAGCAAGUGGUGGAAGCGCUUUCUGCAGCUCUAACGACGGUCGUGUGUUAUCUUUGCAGGUCUGGUUCGCACUCUACCUGGUGAUCUACCUGGCCUUCUACUUCUUCACCAGCCCGUUUGUAGGCAACCGUGAGUUGCUAAACUCAUGGACGCCCUACGUCUACUUCUCCAUGGUGCUCUACGCGUGGCUUUUCUCCGCCGCUGCACUUCACACUCCCGUGCAUGCGCUAGGCCUACUGGACUCCACCAUUAAGCAACCGAUAUCGCUGUUGUUUCCGUUCUUCUCGGCUAGUUUCGUCUUCUUGAUCGUACUCGAGGUGCUCAUGGCUCUCUUCCUCUCGCGUGUCACCAAGAAACUCGGCUUCUCGUGGACGGUGGCACACGUCUCCUUGGCCCGGUCUUUUAUGAAUGUGCUUCGCAAUAGUGCUGCGAUCAGCGUCGCUUGUGUGGCGCUUAUCGUGCACUGCGAUGCUACGUACGACUGCGCUGCGUCACCGGAUGAGCCGACCACAUAUAACAGCCAUGCAUGUGCUCAAAUUUUCUCUUUCGUCCAGUCUGAUGACGUCGAAACUCUAGUCCCUGCCAGUUAUGGUGGUGCGAUCUUGAUCUGGUGUAUGGGGAUGUUCCUUGCUAUCACCAACUUUUUCCUGGAGCGCUUUAGCGGAAUCCGCAUGAUUGCGUCCUUCGGAUGGUUCUCCAACCAAAUUGAAGAUGACGAGAUGGACGAGCUGUCGGAGGGGGAGAAUGGCAAUGAACUCUUGCCACCUGAGCAGAACCUACCCAUGGUGCCUUGGUAUUCCAUGCUGCUGUUCGAUACGGUAUUUGACCUCCUUAUCUCACUCAAGAUCUUUCUGGGCCGGUUCGAUAUGCGCACGAUGCAACGUGCACUGCAUCCGAAAGACGAGGACUACUGCUUUGACCAUCUUGCUGAAAAAGAUGAGGUGUGGCUCGACUUUAUGGCCGACUGCGGUGAUGGCUUUAAUAGCAGCUACCAGAUCGCACGCUUGCUCGCUCAACCACAGUUAGAAGUGGAUUGCCCAGUGCCAGACGACAAAUCUUACGGUGAAGACACACUUGAUCAAGAGCAAGCGAAGACAACCAAGACGAAGACUAUCAAGCGAGUGUUCCCUCGAGGUGACGCUCUUGUGAUAGGUGGAGAUCUCGCGUAUCCGCAUCCAGCCGACACUACGUACGAAACUCGACUGUUCCGAUGCUUCGAGUACGCCAUGAAGCCGCCACCGUCGUACCAUCCAUCAGCCAUUUCCACGCAGAAGAAAGCCCCUGAUGGCUGCUCGUCGCUGCGUGAAUACGAAGGCCCCAGCGUUUUUGCGAUCCCUGGUAACCACGAUUGGUUUGACGGUCUAAACACAUUCACACGAUACAUUUGCCAACGAGACUGGCUCGGGGGAUGGCUGCUUCCGCAGAAAACAAGCUACUUCAGUCUUAAACUCCCUCAUGGCUGGUGGCUGUUUGGCGUCGAUUUAGCUCUGGAGAAUGACGUGGAUACAGAACAGUUCGGCUUCUUUGAGCGAGUAGUGAAGACUCAGAUGGGACCAAACGAUGCAGUAAUUGUGCUCACACACGAACCGCGAUGGCUACUGGAUGUCUACGAAGACAAGUCAAACGUUGACGUCAAACUUUCGUAUUUGAUCGAGAAUGUGCUCAAGGGUCGAGUUGCUGUGCGACUUGCAGGGGAUAUUCACAACUACAUGCGGCAUUCGCUGGUAGAGGAGACGCACAUGCUCAAGCGUCCAUCGUCCAUGCAUUUUGAUACUCCACGGCAGAAAAUGUCGACGGCGAAUUUGCCUCGUAGGCACUCGUUUUCGUCUCCUGUUCACAAGCAUUUCCCGCACAUGAAACAACAUGAAGAUCUCUCAAAUGAAGAGCAAAAAUCCAGGAAUGCCGAGCUUCAGCCAGAUCCUCCUGCUGGGCAUGAACGUUCUGCUGAACACUUGAUUAUCUCGGGUGGUGGGGGUGCUUUCUUGCAUCCAACUCACAUACCCAGCUCGAACUUGGCGUCGAACGGUGGGACUUAUGAGCAAAAGCUGUGUUACCCACCGGCACAUAUCUCCAGGCGCUACGCGGUGCUGAAUGUGUUCGGCUUUCGUCGCCUUAACUGGCGCUUCGACGCUAUCGGCGGAGUUGGGUAUUUUGCGCUAGUGUUUUCCAUGUUUCCGCGCUGCUCGGUUACGUCCAUCUACGCCCAAGCAACGCGUUGGGACGCAGCAGCACAGUUUUACCAGGAGCUCGUGCACGUGCUGUAUGACAUGGUGACGACUUCGUAUGUGUCGCUUACGUGUUCCAUUGUUAUGCUCGUGGGGACGAUCGGUUUUGCGGACUGCACGACACUGCCCAAGAGAUGUGCUCUGGGUUUGGCUGUGGCGUUCUUCCACUACGUCGCUGCCUUCACUAUUCUGCUGGUUUACGAGUGUCUCCUUGAAGUGGCUUCAGUCCGUGGCGCUCUUGGUCGCGAGGGCGAGCACACGCUAUACCUGUUUUUCAGCAGCACACUUCCAGACUUUUCUGCAGUCCGGAAGUAUGAUAUCUUCGGUCUAUCCUCGCUAUAUGGAGACUUCAUGCGGCUUUGCAUGACCAUCUUUGACGGUAAGCAGUGCACUAGAUCAGUGUUAUAUAACAACUGACAAUGUAUCUGUUUGUUAUGUUGCAGUGCCGGAGGUGGUGGCGCUACACCGCAACAAGAUCUGUGGGUCUGGAUUCGAAAGCCUUGGACGCACGGAGCUGUGGACCUACUACGCCAGCGUGUUCCCGUACUUCUGGGUGUUGGCCACGCCUGUGGUUAGCUUCGUCUUCGGCACGUACCUGUACCUAUCGCUCAAUAUCUUGGGAUAUCACUACAACGAGGCCUUCUCCUCGCUGCGCAUCGCAAGCUACAAGAACUUCCUGCGACUGCACUUUGACAAGGAAGGUCGACUCGAAAUAUUCGCCUUUGGUGUGGACAAGAUGCCGCGGCGAUGGUGCAGGUGCGAGCAAGUGAUCUUUUUCGACGCAUGAGCUCUCCGACCACUGACUAAUUGUGUACUUUCUCGCAGAGACCCGAAAUGGAGCGGAGGCAACGGGCCGCGAGCUUCACUCGAGCGCAACUUGCCAUCGUUCAAAUGGACGCGCCCGAGCUACUGGAAGCCGCUGGUAACCAAGGUGGAUAACAUGUUGCGCCUAGACUUCGAGAAUCCGUCGCUGGACGCCAAAUUCAACACGUCCGACCGCUCCAACGUGCAUCUCAUCGAUCGCGUGCUGAUCCGCAAGCCAGCGUCCUAGGCACUUCAACUUGCCUUCGUACAUGGCUACAGGCCUCUAAAAAGCUACAAUCAUUCCAAUAUAAACCUCGAAUAAAUCAUACAAACAUCAAGAGGUGUUUUCUUCUCCAUA